This is a messenger RNA of Thlaspi arvense, 882 nucleotides long. NCBI's taxonomy places the organism in Eukaryota, Viridiplantae, Streptophyta, Magnoliopsida, Brassicales, Brassicaceae. The record is from the annotation of a GenBank genome assembly.
UAUGAUGUUAAAGAGUGUACCAGUGAGAUUCCAGUUGGUAAGCCGUCUGAAGAAGGCGGCGGCGAUAUCGGAAAGGAUGCUGGAGGAGGUUCUAAAUCCGUAAUUAAGUCGAAACAUGGUUCGAGAUCGGGUCGCGGUAGUAACAGAAUAAGGAGCACUGUUCCACAGCCGUUUGCUUUAGCUACAGAGAAGCGUGCUUCCUCUGCAACACGUUCGUUUGCUGGUGAGUCUCAUGAAACUGCGGCUGUGUCGAAGGUAUUUCCUGAUGGGUACAGUAAAGUACAGAAUCAGGCAACAAAGGUACCUAGGAAACCAUUGCAGCCAAAAAACAAGAAGCUUUCUGAUGAGGAAGAUUCUUGCUCUGUUGCUUCUUAUGCCACUUCGGCUGCAAAGUCUGCUAAAUCGAGAACCAUUGUCACUGCGGCUCCUUCGUUUCGAUCCACUGAACGUGCAGAGAAGCGGAAGGAGUUCUAUACUAAACUAGAGGAGAAACAUCAAGCCAUGGAGGCCGAGAAAACGCAGAGCGAAGCAAGGAACAAGGAAGAAAACGAUGCAGCGUUAAGGCAAUUAAGAAAGAGUUUGAUGUUCAAAGCGAGCCCGAUGCCAAACUUCUAUCACGAAGGGCCUCCUUCAAAGGUUGAACUUAAGAAGCCUCCUCCAACACGAGCAAAGUCGCCAAAACUAGGACGGAGGAAUCCAAAAGAAGGGAACAGAUCAAAAGGAGCUUCGAGGUGGCAUGAAACUCGAAAGGCUCUUGUAGUGAUCUCUAAAGAAGACCGUGAUGAUGAUGAUGAGACCACAAAGAACUCUGACCAGGUAAACCGGUUUGUUACAGAGGAAGUAAACCGUAAUUUGGAACCGGAGACCGCUUUUGCCUGCUAA